AUGUUUUUUGUGAUGAGCUUUUUGUUCUACUGGAUCCUCGACACUAAGUACACGUGGCUGGCCCGGAACGCCACGUUUGUCAUCUGCACGGUCGCCGGGGGCAUUGGAAGUGAGUACGCACAGCACUUCAUCUCCCCGUUCCGCACGUUCGACUACUACGACAUCCUCGUCAACGUGUGUGGGUCGUUGGCUGCGAUCGUCGUGUCCGACGUGUACCGUCUGCUGUACCUGCGGACCGCUCCGGCCGUUGCAGCUGCGGACGCGGACGACGACGGGGUGAAUCUGGCCGAAGUGUGCUAG
Messenger RNA from Pichia membranifaciens NRRL Y-2026, 300 nucleotides. RefSeq lists its product as hypothetical. The transcript has a single exon. Bases 1 to 300 code for a protein of 99 amino acids. NCBI's taxonomy places the organism in Eukaryota, Fungi, Ascomycota, Pichiomycetes, Pichiales, Pichiaceae. The record is from RefSeq and is a predicted model, not a curated record.